Messenger RNA from Amphibalanus amphitrite, 3533 nucleotides. RefSeq names its product neural cell adhesion molecule 2-like. The transcript is spliced from 16 exons. Bases 365 to 3187 code for a protein of 940 amino acids. The record is from RefSeq and is a predicted model, not a curated record. NCBI's taxonomy places the organism in Eukaryota, Metazoa, Arthropoda, Thecostraca, Balanomorpha, Balanidae.
GUUUGGGCCGCUGAGGAGGCAGAAGGACCGCCGAGCGAGCGCGGGCGAGCGGUGCUCGGCAGAGGGCGAACUGCCUGGUGGAGUGAAGCAGCAGAGUCUCACCAGAUCGGCAGGGCCGAGAGGGACAGACGGAGUGCGGGACUGAGAGCAGCUCGAAAAACGGUGGAGUGGUUGGUGACAUGGCUAUCAUUAGGCGGAACUAGUGAUUGGUGAUCACCGAACGUUCUCAUGAUUAGUGACGCGCUGACCGACCUUUGAGCGCGGGUAGUGAGCACUGCCGGCCGGCAGGCCGCCGCUGAAGGGGUGAUUGGUCGCCGCCCGUCCGGACGUCACCCCGUGUGAUGGAGCAGCCGGCUGAUGCCAUAUGACGUCGCACGGAAGUUCGCAGUCGCGUGGGAUCCGACUCCCAUUCAUCUGGAACGGGCCGAUGGGGAGCGGCGCGCUGCUGGUGGCCCUCAUUAGCGCGGCGAUUUGCCUACAAGCGGUCGCGUUCGACGGCGGCCUCCCGCACACCAUUGACGCAGAGGAGGGGACAGAUGUCCGGAUCCCGUGUCCGCAGUUCCGGGAAAUACAGCACCCGCGUGGGAUCCGUCUCGUGCUCUGGUUCAGGGAAAAUGAGACCAAUCCUAUUACCAGUUUCGACGGUCGCGGUCGGUCACGGCCUGGCGAACUGGCCGCUGGAGACCCUGACCUUCGGCUGACCCGUGUGACCCCGGAUCACAGCGGUCGGUACCGGUGUCGGGUGGACGCGGAGGAUGACCCGACGGAGGUCAGCUGGGUCCAGCUGACCGUGCACGAAGCACCGGCUGUCCCGUCUCUGAAGAUUCUUGGACAGUAUCAUGACGAGCUCGACCCCACAGGAGAAAUGUCCACAGUGGAAUACGAAACAGCUCGACUUAUUUGUCAGCUGGCAAAUGGAGGAGGCCAGACCUGGAAGAUCGCCUGGCUGAUACGCCGACCGGGAGAGAAGGACCAGCUUCUUUCAUCGGAAACGAGCAGGGACAACCCGUCUGAGCAGAAACUCGACUACAACGUCACUAGGAGCGACCACAGCGCCGCCCUGGUGUGCAGAGCGGGAACUGCAGUGGGGGAGAGUGUCAGCGCCGAGGUGUCACUCCGAGUUUCCUACGGACCCGACUCUGUGACGCUGCGCUGUGAGCCGGACGCCGUCGCCGCCGGCAGUGAGGUCACGUGUGCCUGUCACGUGCUCCCCGGACGGCCGGGGUACAAAGUCACGUGGCUCUGGGGUGCGACAUUCGUCGCAGAUGAGCACCAGUCAACUACGCUGACGUCACAUCACCUCCCCGAGAAGACGUCACAUCAGCUGACGAGGGUGACGUCACCGGACGAUGAUGGACGUCAGGUGACGUGUUCGGUGACGAACCCCGUCAGCGGCCAGGAACGGCGAGCGAACUCCACAAUUGGCGUGCAGUACGCUCCAAAGGCGAUUCUCUCGGGGCCCUCGUCCGAGCUAGUGGAAGGCGAAGACGCCCACUUUUCCUGCUUCGUUGGAGCUCAACCUUCAGCACAGUUUACCUUCUGGCUUCAUAACGACAGGCAGCUGGUGUCCAGCGAUCGCAUUGUGGCCGGACCGCAGCUUCUCAUCAUCAAGAACCUCACUCCACACGACACGGGACGGUACGCCUGUUUCGCCAACAACACGCUGGGGGCAGGGCUCAGCAACACUGUGAACCUCGAGCUAAAGUACGCUCCGGUCUGCCGGUCCGCGGCGGUACUGCGGCAGUUCGCGGCGCCCUCCCGCGUCACAUUCGUCAGCUGCAGGGUACGCGCCCAGCCGCGUCCCUCUCAGUUCCACUGGGAGCUGCAGCCGGCUGACGGAGGCCCAACGCGCACCCUCCUUCGGUCAGCGCACUCCGACAAAGGUCACAGCAGCGUGUUACAGUGGACGCCCACGGCGGAGACCGACUAUGGCCGACUGCUGUGUCGAGCCACCAACUCGCUGGGUCGACAACUGGAGCCGUGUCGGGUCGACCUGGUGCCCCCGGAACGGCCUGAUCCCGUGCACAACUGCACUGUGUCACUGUCAGAGGCUGUCAUCAGUUGCAUACCAGGACCCGAUGGAGGAAUGGCCAACUGGUACACCCUCUGGCUGUACGGACCUGACGAAAAGAUAGUCGGGAACUGGACAGAAAACCAGCCGCACUUUAUCGUCCCUGUGAGUUCCCUGCCGCCCGGUCAGUACAGGGCAGAGGUCACAGCCGAGUCGCCGGCAGGUCGGAGCGAGACGACGAGCCUUCAGUUCCGCCCGCAGCCCAGCGUCGGCCCCCACACAGACGAGAGCGGCGAGUUCUCGGUGAACUCCUGGGUUCUGGGUGGCGCCAUCUUCGCGCUGCUAGCCGUCGUCGCACUAGUGAUUGUGUCCGUGCACGUCAGAUGUCACUGUACGCCGAUAAGCGACGUGGGCUCGUGCCGCAGCUCUCCCGACCGGCCGGAGCUGCUCAGACAGCGCUCCUCUGCGCAGCAGCAGCAGCCCAUAUAUGCAGAAGUGCAGCGGCGGCGCUCGCCUCAUCCGCCGCCCCCUCCGCCACGCCGGCUGAGCUGCGACGACCCGGGACUGGCGCACUAUCCAGGACACAGGACCAGUCGCAGCCGCACCCCUCAGCCGCCGGAGAGGGGGCACCGGGAGCGGAGCCGCACCCCCCAGCCCCCGGAGCACACAGUCGCUGAGAGGGAUCCGCUCCACAGGAGCAGCUCUCUUCGUCCGUCCCCCGUCCAGCGCGGACCCUCAGAGGAUGCGGUCGGUCGGUGGCCGGGGGGACGCGGUGGGACCCUGCAGGCGGUGCGGGGUACGCACCGGACCCCAGUCCACCGGUGUCGGUCCCUACCAGUGCCCCCUCCGGUGGUGACCCAGCUGAGGGGCCGGUCCGUGCAGCCAGCGGAUUCACACACUCUGCCCCGCAGAAGGGAGCAACAGGAGACGACAAAGGCGCAGUGUCUGAGCCACAGCAGUGAGGACGUGCGACACGAGGACCCCGAGCCGGCCGUCCAGGUCCACAUACAGCCGCCCACACCGGCGUCCACCGCGUCCACAGCGUCCACCGUGGACGACCAGGCGGAGGUCCACACACACGUGGAGGCGGAGGACGGCGCGGGGGACGCUUACCAAGACAUACACGACCCAGACACGGCCCUGGAGGAGACAGAGACUCCAGACGAGCAAAGAUGAGGCCUUAGAAGACGGAAAAAUGCGUACAAAAGCGCAUAAGUGAGGACUUCGCCGCAGCGACCGAUGCAAAAGGAAAACUGAUGAGAGUAACAAUGCAGUGUGCUAUGGAUGUUGGUGUAUCAAAUUUGGAUGAACCGAAAUAAGUUCCUUUUGCUGUCACCAUCGGAUACUGUUAUCUGAUUUGUUAUACGGCAUUGGUGUUGUUCUUCUAAUUGCCUGCGAUCAAACGGGUCUACUCUACGCUGAUAGGAGACUGUUUUACGCCCACCAACCGUUGCAUGUGUUUUUGUUGUAAAUGUUUGCAUCCUAAGGCAUCAAGUUCUGUAAAUAAACUAGGAGAUGACAA